AGUUGUUCUGUUGGAGCAACAGGUAAAGCGAGACUCUUUUGCACCAUCAUUAAAUACUCUGUGGUAGACUGCUUAGACGUUAGCACGUGCAGCUACGUUAUUUCAAAAGGAAAAACUUAAUCAACAUCGUAGUUUAAUUCAAGAGAAAAUUUUCGGUGUGAGUUCGAAAUUUAGUUUGAUUUUUGGUAUUUUUAGCGUAAAAAAAUUGUGUCAGUUUUGAACUCGCCGGUUGUUUUUCGCUAAUGGAGUUCCAUCGAAAUAAACUUGAAUGAAGCGUUGAAAGAGACAUUUUGCUAGAAGUUUUCAUUGAACUGGUUUCGUUUAAUAUCAAGAAUCAACUUGAGUAGCAGCGACGACGGCGACGGUGGCAGAAAGAGAAGAACAACAAAAAUCCAAAAUAUUUACGAUACUUAUUCACAGAACACAAUACAAAAAAGAAUCCGCUCCAAAAUGUGGAGCUCACACAGAGAUCCUACGAGGUUGUGGGAUCUAAAAAUCAUUUAUAUAAUCUCUAGUUUUAUGAUUAAUUUAGUAUUAGCCGGUAACGAAAUAUGGCCACUAGAUCGACCCGAUGGAAUGCCAACGAUAAAUUCUUUAGAAGUUAUGUGUGGUAAGGAUCAUAUGGAUGUUCAUCUAUCAUUUUCGGCACCAUUCGAUGGCAUUGUGAGCUCAAAAGGUCAGCACUCCGAUCCGAGAUGUAUUUAUGUGCCACCGUCAUCGGGAAAGACAUUCUAUGCAUUUCGGAUAGCGUAUGCACGGUGUGGUACGAAACCUGAUCUGAACGGUCAAUUUUACGAGAAUACAAUUGUCAUUCAAUACGACAAAGAUUUGCUUGAAGUAUGGGACGAGGCGAAACGACUCCGAUGUGAAUGGUUCAAUGAUUAUGAAAAGACCGCAUCAAAACCACCGAUGGUCAUCGCCGACUUGGACGUUAUCCAAUUGGACUUCAGAGGUGACAACGUUGAUUGCUGGAUGGAAAUACAGAGUGGCAAAGGACCGUGGGCUCCACCCGUGAGUGGAAUUGUACCAAUUGGAUCGACACUUACACUUGUUGUUGCUAUUAACGACUUUCGAGGUGAAUUCGAUAUGCGUGUAAAAUCGUGUAUAGCGUCAGACGGUUCAGGACACAUUAUAAAUCUAUCCGAUGAAUACGGUUGUGUUUUGCGACCAAAGAUGAUUUCACGAUUUUUGAAAGCCCGACAACCCGAUGAAAAAGCAACGGUCAUAACAUACGCAUUUUUCCAUGCUUUCAAAUUCCCGGACGCUUUAAGUGUGCAUAUCAAAUGUAAAGUGGAAAUUUGCCGUCACGGAUGUUUGGACCAUUGUCAAGCGAGCGGCAGUAAUGAGCGUCAUGAUAUAAUUGAACAGGAAAUGAUUGAACCAUCGAUCGAACGUGAAAGCAAUCAUUUGGAAUCCGACCACCGCAACACGAUUCAUGAAAAUAACGAACCGGACAGUGACAUCGAUGAUGAAGAUGUGGAAGAAACAUCAUUCUACGAUCAAAUCGCUGAGGUUGUUGGACUGAAGAGCAAGGGCAAUUCAAAGGAAGUACCGAACAGUGCCGAAAAACAACAGCAGCAACAUCAACACGGUCCGAUGGUCGAGCAACCAGAGGCUAUUAUUCAUCAGAAACAACAACAGCAAAUGAAACAGCAUCAACAGCAACAGAUCCAACAACAAAUUCAGCAACAACAACUCAAACAACAGCAGCAGCAACAGCUCCAACAACAACAGCUUAAGCAGCAACAGCAACAGCAAAUCCAACAGCAGCAGCUUCAACAACAACAACAAUUUAUCCAAAAUCAACAGCUUCAACAGCAACAGCAGCAACAAGAACAAGAACAGCCACCACAGUCCCAAGCACCACACUUUAUUCGCACGGAACAUGAUCUGCCACAAGCUCAAGCUCAAAUCAAUGAAUUACCGUUGAAUCAACAGCAACAGCCACAGCAACAGAAAGAUGUGCCCGAAAUCCAGGAGGUGCACGACGUUCAUGACGAUAUAAUUGAUGACAUUCUGCCACAAGACCAACCAAUGCACGAAAUGUUACGGCAAGCAUACCUCGAGGCGAAGAAAGCGCAAGCCGAAAAAGCAGAGAAAUUCCCACAAGGACCACGAAACUUUGGAAAAGAUCGCAUGGGAUUGCCACCAAUGGCGGGACCAAGAUCACUGAAUCUCGGCGAAGAGGUGCGACCAAUUUUCCGUACAUUUACCGCUAAUAAUCGUACAUAUCGCGCUCGACACCGGCGAUCGGUCGUUGUUUCCGAUCGUCAGGCGCGCAGUGCAGAUAUCGGUGUGACCGGUGUGUUUGACGUCAUUUCUGAAGCCGAUUUGGCCUUUAGCCCACGUGACGGAAAACCAGAAACGGAAACCGUUUUCCAAGGAAAAAUCGCCGAGGAAGUCGUUUAUGGUAUUUGUAUGCCAGUACCUGGUUUCAGUAUUCUCUUCAUUUUGGUUACAUCAGCAACCGUUGUUUCGGCUCUGAUCGCUGGCUCAUUACUCUAUCGCUAUCAAUUACAAAAGGCUGCAUUUGAAGCACAAAAUAGCAACAUGAAUCCCAACACUUUUGCCUCUUGGAUGACUCUUCGACUAUUCCGCAUGAACAACAUGCACGCAUGCGAUGCUGGGAAUCCAGGCUUAACGACUGGGGAAUAGGGAAAUCCAUCCAAUAAAGUUUGAAGCGAAUAAGAGUCAUGCCACCAAAACACUGUAAGAAUUUCCAUGACUUUUGACUGAAUCGACUGCAAUAUCAACAAAUAAACGCAAAUAAGCAUUUGCCGGAAAUUAGAGAAAUCGAUGAAGCAGAGAAAAACGACAUAAAAAACACUUUAGUAAUUUGAGUAGCAAAACCGCCAAAGCAUUUCACUCUGGCCAAUCACCAGUUUAUAAUUCAAUUUAAAAAGAAAAAAUACGGAAUAAAACAAUUGUCGGGGAACAACGGAAAAGAAAGCAAUAAUCAAAAACUAAAGAGAUUAAGCCCUAACUUCUAAACAGAAUCCAUAAUUCGUAAGCAGCAUAUAGAGCGAGAGUUUUUAAUGCUUCCGUAUGAUUCGUACUUGGUAUAACCAUUGAUGUUGUUAUCAUUACGUUUGUUUUGCCCAUAGAAAUGUACUUAAUUUAUUUAUUGAUUGUAGACUUUAAUAUAUCGAUGAAUUUUAGAAUAGCUAAUCUCUUCGAAAUUCAUUUGAAAAAAAAAAUCUAUUGAUGAAACAAUGACAAUCAAAUGAUAUGUUUGAAGGCAUUGUUACUAGUCUUUCCUUUGUAAAAAACAUUAGAGAUGCUCCAUUCAUUCGCAAGAAUUUGUGUUCAGUCCUUCAAUUUUGAUUUCCUUCUAAAACCUUCACAUGGCUACAGCCAAUCAAUGAUCAAGCAACAUUAUUUGAAAUUCAAAAUAGCAUCUUGUAUUAAUUACGGAUUCCACAGAAAAUACAUUUAAUUUAUUGGAAUAUGGAUCAUCUUUGGAGUUUCUGAUUUGUAAUCCGAAAUUUGGAAUACAUCUGUUCGACGCAUCAGCAUCAAUUCUUAGGAAAAUUGGGUGAUUCAAUCUUAUUCUUCCAAAUUUCUUGAACAAUCAUGAAAUUCUAUUGAUGGUACACACACACACACAUUUGUUAAAAUAUUCCUACGUCCAGAAAAAUAGUGAAAAAAAAAUUAAAAAUAUUGUUCAUAUUAUAUCGCUUUUUAGUAAUGUAAUUGAGAGCUAUUUAUUUGGAAAUCAUUUAUAAAAUCAUACAUUUGUAGCGAUCUUUUGUUUAAGGAAAAUUUAUAUAGAGACAAAUAAAAGUAAUUAGAAAAA
Sitodiplosis mosellana (orange wheat blossom midge) is the source of this 3796-nucleotide messenger RNA. RefSeq lists its product as uncharacterized. NCBI's taxonomy places the organism in Eukaryota, Metazoa, Arthropoda, Insecta, Diptera, Cecidomyiidae. Bases 451 to 2655 code for a protein of 734 amino acids. The transcript is spliced from 9 exons. The record is from RefSeq and is a predicted model, not a curated record.